Messenger RNA from Sorghum bicolor (sorghum), 2324 nucleotides. RefSeq names its product protein misato homolog 1. Gene Ontology annotation, cellular component: cytoplasm. Lineage: Eukaryota; Viridiplantae; Streptophyta; Magnoliopsida; Poales; Poaceae. The record is from RefSeq and is a predicted model, not a curated record. Bases 258 to 1988 code for a protein of 576 amino acids. The transcript has 9 exons.
AGCCCAAUCAUCGAUGCCCUGUCUCGCAGUCUCGCCUAGACGCUCCUCUCUCUCUCGCUCUAUGGCACUCGCGCCGCCGCCGACCAUAGCCGCCGUCCAUAGCCGCCGCCCGCCGCCCUCCAGUGCUCUGCUGCGGAACUGCUCGCUACGCCGCUCGCCCGCGUAGUCGUCCGCCGUCCUCCGUGGGAGCAACUUGGGCCUAGAGGGAUCCAGAGCCCGCCCUCCGCCGUGGGAGCAACGAACGAGGGCAGGCAGGGAUGAGGGAGGCGGUGACGGUGCAGGUCGGCGGCUUCGCGAACUUCGUCGGCUCCCACUUCUGGAACUUCCAGGAUGAGCUGCUCGGGCUCGCCGACGACCCCGGCGCUGACCCGGUAUUCAGGACCGCCGCGCUGGACUUGGACGUCCUGUAUCGCGCCGGCGAGACACAGCAGGGCGUCGCCACCUACUGCCCUCGCUUGGUGUCAGUUGGUUCUCGAGGGUCUCUUGGCUCGUUAAGUUCCUCUGGUACUCUAGGUUCGAGCAGUAGUGCUGCAGAUCAGCCCAACAUCUUCACAUGGUCUGGAAAUGUAACGAAAUCAGUAGCAAAACCUCAUGAGCGGAACUUGUUCCUACAAAGUUUAUCUGAAGGAGAAAGCAACCCAAGCUCUAGCAAUGGCCGAAACAAUGCCAGAGAAAAUAUUGAAGAUAAGGACCUGGUUGAAAAUCUAGAGAAUGGAGUCAUUUUUUGGACUGAUUAUUCAAAAGUUCAGUAUCACCCUCAGAGCUUGUAUGAGUUAUAUGGAUCAUGGACAGACUUUGACAAGUUUGAUAACUAUGGGACUGCAAAGGAGGUGGUUUCAGAAUGGUCUCAAAUGGAGGAGAUGAAUGAGAGGCUAAGGUUCUUUGUUGAAGAAUGCGACCAUAUCCAGGGCAUCCAGUUUCUUGUGGAUGAUUCUGGAGGCUUUGCCAGUGUAGCUGCACAGUUUUUGGAGAGUAUCGCUGAUGAUUACACAAAUACCCCUGUAAUGCUGUACUGUGUGCGCAAUCCAGACUCCUCUGGGUCUUCCAGAAAUCAGCGCGAAACCAUCAUAAGAUCUUUGCACGAUGCUGUGUCAUUGUCGAAACUUUCAUACUCCUGCAAUCUGAUGGUACCAAUAGGACUGCCUUCUCUAAGUUACUUGUCACCUUUGCUUUCUAUAAAAGAUGAUAAACACUUCCACUCCAGUGCCAUUUGUGCAGCAGCAAUACAUUCAUUGUCUGUUCCAUUUAGGCUACAACAUGUGGGCCCGGCCACAGAUUCGGCACAUUCAUCUGGCAAGCUUGAUAUCGGUGAGCUUGUGCACAUAUUAUCUGAUCAAGGAAGGCAGAAUAUGAUCACUGCGCUGGAUGUAGCAAUGCCUGCCCCUUCUUUGACAGAUAGAAAAGAUCUGAGGAACAUACAGAGGAGCUUGCAUUCUCUGACCCCUGAAAUCAGCAACAAUGAUGAAGAUCCUUACGCUGUUGAAUCCUUGGUGGUUCAUGGAGCUCUAGAUGCAGGCGGGAAAAGGGCUUCCAUAUCCCAGGUGAAGGAUGCCAUCCGUUCAGGUCUGGAAGGCAGGGAAACAAAACCAAAGUUCUCCCAUCUCUCUGUAUCGCCGUGCCCCCUUCCGAUCCCACUCCCAUUCCCAUCAAUCUUCAGCGGCUCCAUAGGUCAGCAGGGCGAGAUCCUCAGCAACAGCCACCCAGAAGGAUCUCGGCCAAAGGGUUCGCUCGAUGUUGUCUCGGUGCCGAUGGCAGCACGCCUGAGGUCGAGCAGCGCCAUAGUGCCUUUCAUCGAGAGGAGGUCGACGAGCCUCCAGAGGCUCGGCGUCGCCAGGGGCACGCUGGGCUCGCAGGUCCUCCGCGACUGGGGCUUUGGGAAGGAGGAGGUCGAGGACAUGGGCGAGCACCUGGCGAAGAUGCUGCGCCCAUUUUACCCUGAGAUGGAUCUGACGUCGGAUUCUGAUGAUUUGGUUUCAGUGUCUUUGUGAGUGUGUCGUAUCACAGGAAGAUAAAGUUCAAGUUUUGGUCUGUGGAAACUAGUAGAAACUGUGAUGUGAUGCAGCUGGUGUGAGAUGCCAUGCUGCUAUGAAUUCGUCUGUCCUGUGUUAAAGGGAUGCAGAGCACUGGGAGAAGAGUAGUAGCUCUGAAAUAUGACCAUGUACGUAUGUAUCUUUUGAGCAAACUGGAAAUUAGAUCUGAGAGCCCGGGCGUGUGACACGUGCGUGAUGCAGAGGUUCGGAUCUGUGCUGCACCUGCAAACCGCAGCAGAGGAAACUGAAGAGUCAGGCGUUUCUACUCUGAAAUGUUUUUCCUUUGGCCUUAAA